Molecule: messenger RNA, 2582 nt
Organism: Corvus hawaiiensis (hawaiian crow)
Lineage: Eukaryota; Metazoa; Chordata; Aves; Passeriformes; Corvidae
Gene: RNF114
Product: ring finger protein 114
Exons: 6
Coding region: 22-687 (221 amino acids)
Biological process (GO): ubiquitin-dependent protein catabolic process; protein polyubiquitination
Molecular function (GO): ubiquitin protein ligase activity
Source: RefSeq, a predicted model, not a curated record
CCCCUGGCGGCGCGGCGGAAGAUGGCGGCGGGCGGGUCGUCGCGGGCCCCGGAGCGGCGGCCGGACCCGCUGUCCCGCCUCACCUGCCCCGUGUGCCUGGAGGUGUUCGAGAGCCCGGUGCGCGUCCCCUGCGGACACGUCUUCUGCACGCCGUGCCUGCAGGAGUGUCUGAAGCCCAAGAAGCCAGUCUGCGGGGUGUGCCGCAGCACCCUGUCUCCUGGGAGCAGAGCUCUGGACUUGGAAAAGCAAAUUGAAACGACAGAAACCACUUGCAAUGGCUGCAAUAAAAAAAUGUACCUCUCCAAGAUGCGCAGCCACGCAGCCUCCUGCUCCAAGUACCAGAAUUACAUCAUGGAAGGUGUGAAAGCUGUUACUAAAGAGCCCCUCCACAACACCAGGAACUUCCCAAAUCGCUUCACCUUCCCUUGCCCUUACUGCAGUGAGAAGAACUUUGAUCAAGAAGGACUGGUUGAGCACUGCAAAGCUUUGCACAGCAUGGAUGCAAAACAAGUGGUUUGCCCAAUUUGUGCCUCAAUGCCGUGGGGGGACCCAAAUUACAGGAGUGCUAACUUCAUGGAGCACCUGCAGAGACGACACCGCUUUUCCUACGACACGUUUGUGGAUUAUGAUGCUGAUGAAGAUGAUAUCAUGGCACAGGUUUUGAUGCGUUCCUUGCGGGAUAAGUGAUUCAGCCAGAAGAUUUACUGUAAACCCAAGCUUCCACGAGGGGGAAAUGCCCAGCAUCCUUGCACUUCUCCCUGCACAUCCCAAGAUUAACUCAGGCAUCCAGAAGACUUUAAUGCUAUCUCAGUUUUCAAUCCUGGUUUGAUAUUUCUGUACCACUCAGUCUUUUGGUGUCAUGGUCUCUGACAUUCAGCCCUGUCAGCCCCAUUUUUCUACUUGCUUAGACUCAGUUUCAUUGUAGAUCAACACGUGGGAACCAAGGCUUUUUCCUUUACCUAUGCCUGUUGGUUUCUUUGGCAGUUGUAUUUAUUUGACUGUCUAAAAUCAAAACCAUUCCAGAUGGAAUGGCCUGAACUAAUUAAUAAAUAUCUUCCCAAUCUCAUUUACAUAUCUCAAGUGGUUGUAUGUGAAGUGUAUUGGUAACUCUGUUCCCCUCUAGUGAGACUUCAGGUGCUAACUGUAACCACCUCUCAUGCAAGUGACCUCUGAUACCUUUGAUUCCAUAAUGUUUCCCAGUGUUUCAAUCCUUACAGGCAGCCUCCCAACUAUAUGGAAAACACAUCUUCAGUAUGAGUGUUCCAACUGCAAACUUUCCUAGGAAAUCUUUGCACUGUGUAAAAACUAGUUCAAAGUACUUCAGUUCUAUGCAUGAUGAUUAGUUUCCUCCAUACUCCUACUAUAAUUUCUAGCCUGGAAAAUGAACUUUAGUGUUGGUCUUAGUUAAAAUGUGUAAUUUUUUAACUAUCUCAGCAAAUACUAAUCAAAAUUGCUGGCUUUAUGAUUAAAUUGGUGGAUUUGAAACUGGUUUCCUAGUAAUUUUAAGCCUUAUGCUGAUAGGGGAAUUCAGAAGGUUUUUUUCAAUACCUCUGCUUUCUAUUUAAGCUAAAAUUUUCAUAUAUAUUCUUGGGUUUUCCAUUUCUCAAGGCAAGCUGGUCGAAAAACUUGCAAGUAAUUCAUAGCACUGGCAUAGCACUUCCUUUCUGCAUCACAGAUUUUAUCAGGUAUUUUGAAUUCCUGUUCUUCAUUUAAAUGUUCCUAAAGUAGCUGAAGCUGUACUUGGAUUGUUUGCCAUCUGGCAGCAUGUGUGUAGACUAGUCAGGUGUAGCUUUCAAGGAAAAGUAAAACAUAGCCCUGAAAGCAGGACAGUUCCAGCCCGUGGUAAAUGGAUACUCUGUGUUCAAGCCUACACUUUUGCCACAGGGAUUCCUUGAUUUUAAUUUGAUGCUUUCAUUAAGUUCACAGAGAAGCUGCUGAGAUCUGAGGGCCUGAGGCACCUGACCAGAACCUGUAAAGCACAGUGUCGAGAUGUCCAGUGUAAGUGUUGUAAGUGGAGCAGUGGGCCUGCACCCUGGAAUUGAGUACUGGUUAAUUGAUUUGAGCAGUAACCUUCUCCCAUCGUGCUCUGCAGACUGCAGCCUAGCCUUACCCUGAAAAUCAUGAAACACACUCCAGUGUAACCUCGUGAUUAAACCUUGUGUCCAGCCAGACCUCUGGCACCUCUCAGCUGACCUUGGGGUUCUACCCCAGUAGGGGCUGUUACACACUCACCCCUGAGCACCUGCAUGGGGACUGGAAGCCCAGUGAGGGUGGGAGACAUGGAAUCUCCUGGUUCUGUAGGAAAAGUGCUGUGUUUGGGGGUGGAUAUUUUAAUGCUUGACCUGCAAAGAGGUGAUGGUGUAUUGGGGAUUGGAUGGGGAUCUCUCAGAUCUGGCUACCGUGCAGUUUGGUGAUGCCCAUUGCCAGGAAUCCAGAUUCCUGCUUCUAUUCUAAGUGCACUUCCAUGCAAUUCUGAUAAAAUGUUUUAGGAGCAAUUAGGAGCUUCCGAGUAAUUACUUUGUCAUGUUUUUGACUUUUGAAGACAAAUUACAAAUAAAGGCCAUUUAAUUUAUAAAAUCCUA